Messenger RNA from Eurytemora carolleeae, 838 nucleotides. Its product is annotated as TOG array regulator of axonemal microtubules protein 1. Gene Ontology annotation, biological process: microtubule cytoskeleton organization. Bases 42 to 773 code for a protein of 243 amino acids. Lineage: Eukaryota; Metazoa; Arthropoda; Copepoda; Calanoida; Temoridae. Gene Ontology annotation, molecular function: microtubule binding. The record is from RefSeq and is a predicted model, not a curated record. The transcript has 7 exons. Gene Ontology annotation, cellular component: cytoplasmic microtubule; cilium.
UUACGUUUAAUGAUAAAAAAUGUACUCUUGGAUCAAUUGGUAUGGCUCAGAUAACGAAACUAGAAAAUCAGUUCAAGCUGCGUCAGUUUCCGUCUGGGAUCCCGGAGGGGUUGACCCGCUGCUUGAAGCUGUUGAAGAGCGGGGAGUGGGAGCAAGAGGUUGAAGGGUUGGAACUACUCAACUCAUUAGCUCAGCAGGCUCCUCAGGCCCUAAUAAAUGAAGAAAAGCAGGUUCGAAAUCAGCUUCUUCUUCAGAUAAAAAAUCUUAGAUCACAGGUUACCAGAUCAGCCUGCCAGUGUGCUGCAACCCUGUUUCUCCACCUGGGUCGGGAUAUGGAGCCAGACCUGGAGAAGGUUGUUCGAGAACUCCUGGUCAAAUCAUCAGAUACUAACAAAUUUAUUAGAUCGGAUGCUAUGAUUGCCCUGGAGGUGAUGGCUGAGAACGUGAGCGUGAACAAGGCAGUCCUCACCAUGUUCAAUCUGGGCAGGGACAACAAAAGCCCCGUCAUUAGAACAAAUAUGACAAAGAUAAUAGACAUUGUCAUAACCAGGUUGGGAGCUGAACGAUUAAUGGGGAGCAGUGAGGAGCUCCAAGAAGCUAUAUUUAAGGAAGGAAGUAAACUGCUAACAGAUGGUAGUCUUGAUGUUAGACAACACGCUAAGCAUAUGUGGAGUGAGAUCUCUGAGCAUCAGAAUACUGGGAAACUACUCGAGAAGUAUUUAGAACCUGGAGAACUAAGAGCUGUUAACAAGGUUCUUGAUGGAUUGCAUUAAAACCUUGAAAUAUUUUAUGUUCCAAUAUCUAUCAGAAUUCAAUAUAUAUUCUUUCUUUGUCCUAA